Messenger RNA from Penicillium daleae, 672 nucleotides. Its product is annotated as bifunctional thymidylate/uridylate kinase. The transcript has 2 exons. Gene Ontology annotation, biological process: dUDP biosynthetic process; dTDP biosynthetic process; dTTP biosynthetic process. NCBI's taxonomy places the organism in Eukaryota, Fungi, Ascomycota, Eurotiomycetes, Eurotiales, Aspergillaceae. Bases 1 to 672 code for a protein of 223 amino acids. The record is from RefSeq and is a predicted model, not a curated record. Gene Ontology annotation, cellular component: nucleus; cytosol; cytoplasm. Gene Ontology annotation, molecular function: dTMP kinase activity; ATP binding.
AUGACAGCUUCGCAACAAACGCCGACGCGACGCGGCGCCCUGAUUGUCGUCGAAGGUCUCGAUCGCGCCGGCAAAUCGAGCCAAUGCGAAAUGCUACAAAACUACCUCUCUGAACAAGGAUAUAAUGUGAAAUAUAUUCGAUUUCCAGACAGGACCACCCCCAUCGGAAAGCUCAUAGAUAGCUACCUCCGCGGCUCCGCCAACCAAGACGACCACUCCAUCCACCUCCUCUUCUCCGCAAACCGAUGGGAAAUCGCCAAAAGCAUCGAACAAGAUAUCGCUGCCGGAAUCACCGUCAUCGUCGACCGCUACUCAUACUCCGGCGCUGUCUACUCGGCCGCGAAAGCCAACCCCACCCUCUCGCUGGAGUGGGCCUGGCAGCCGGAGAUUGGGCUCCCGCAGCCAGAUAUCUGCUUGUUUCUGAAUAUUUCUGCUGAGGAAGCUGCGAAACGAGGCGGGUUUGGUGCUGAAAGAUAUGAGAAUGAGAGUAUGCAGAGUCGCGUGCGAGAGUUGUUUCGCACGUUGUUUGAGCGGCAGAAGGAUGUUUGUGUCGUCGAUGCAGGGAGGACGCUGGAGGAGGUCUCGACGGAUAUUCAGGCUGCUGUUGCGGGCUGUGUGGCACGACUGGAUGCGAUUGGGCCAUUGAGGACGUUAGGUCCGCUUGCUAAUUAG